AUGCCCAGAAUUUCGCCACUGCAGCUGCAGCUGGUGCUGCUGGUACAGGGGCAGCAGGGGCAGCAGGGGGAGCGCCCUCUCUCCGUGCUCGUAGAGCCACGGGCAUUGCCCCCAUCACCACCCGUUUCACUCGCACCUCCUCCGACUUCUCCCUUGCUGCUCUCACACCCCCACCCAAACCUCUCCCUCUCCUUUCCUUCCCCACUCUUCCCCUCCCUUCUCCCUCUUUCCCUCUCUUCCCCGCGCAGCAAGCCCCUGGACCUUCCAACACUAAAGUCCGCCCUUCAUGCCCAAAAUUUCGCCACUGCAGCUGCUGUGGGUGCUGCCAGCGCUGGUGCAGGGGCAGCAGGGGGAGCGCCCUCGCUUCGGGCCCGUAGAGCGACAGGCGUCACCCCCAUCACCACCCGUUUCACUCGCACCUCCUCUGACUUCUCCCUUGCUGCUGCCGCAUCUGCUAGAGGGAACAUCAGCACUACCCCCACCAACCAGAGUAAUUCGACCAACGUAACCGGCAGCAGCACAGGCAGCGAACCUCCCACUGAAAGCCCUACGGCCCAGCAACCGCCUCUUCUUUCCCCUCCUUGUUCUGACGCCUCUCCUCCCUCUAACCUCAUCAAGACUCUCAGCAGCAGCAGCAGCAGCGCCAGCAGCACGGGUUUCUUGUCCCAGGACCAAUCGGGGCACUUGAGUGCUGCUGCUGCUGCCGCCGCCGCUGCUGCCGCUGCCGCUGCUGUUGGUGGUGGUGCGUCUGGUGGUCUCUGGCCUAUGCAUUCCGGACCCCUUCCCUCCACAGCGGCUUCUAACUCACCCUACGCAUCCCCAUACACUUCCGGUUACAUUCCCCAUAACGCAUAUGCUUAUAACGCGGUUGGUUCUUCUUCCUUCUCUGCCUCUCCCUCCUCCUCGUCUGCCUCCCCCUAUGCGCGCCCCACUCCCCCCCGCAUCACCAUCCCUAUCCAUCCGGACGAGGACGACGCCGAGUCUGACGCCAACGACCUCCCGAACCUGACUCCAGGUUCGGCAGCCAGGUCCGGGGGCGCCAAGCCUGUGAAUCAUCCGGGGCAGGAGGCUCGGUCGUCUACGGGGAGGGAAGCAGGGGGGGCAGGAGGGGGAGCAGGAGGGGCAGCAGGAGGGGCAGCAGGAGGGGGGGUGGGGGGAGUGGAUUGGCGGGUUGCGUUUAGCGAGUGGGGGGAGUGGUUACCAGUGGCAGAGAUUGGCUGGUUACGCAAGAUGGCCACACGGAUCGUUGCGAUUGGUGGGCUCACUCGCUGCUGUGCUAGAUAUUGCCACUUCGAUCAUUGCAUUGCACACUCAUCACCCACGCCACGCCACGCGCUCUCCUCCCAUGCUUCUGCCCGCCCUCCCAUCCGCCUUGCGUCCUUCCUGUCUUCCGUCUUCCGCAGCGCCGCCCGUGGCCCGAGCAUAGCGAGUGGCACGGCUUGUCUUGACCUGAAGGAGCGCAGCGUUGCUGAGCUGGAGGCCAUGCCGUGGAGCCAGCUGGAGCCCACCAUCAAGACGUGGCUGAGAGACGCCAACAUACUGGUAGAGGCCAUGCCGUGGAGCCAGCUGGAGCCCACCAUCAAGACGUGGCUGAGAGACGCCAACAUACUGCUGGAGGCCGUGCCGUGGAGCCAGCUGGAGCCCACCAGCAAGACAUGGCUGAGGGAUGCCAACAUACUCAAACGCCUUCUCUGCGAGGCAGUCCUAGAGGACGCCCCGGAGCUCAAUCUUUACGCACCCCUUCCCCCCACCUUACCCCCGUCUCCCUCUCUUUACCCGUUCCCUCGUUUCCCCCUCAACAUACCAGAUCCGUGUGCUACUAGAGGGAGAGCGCCUCCUCUGCGAGGCAGCCCUAGAGGACGCCCCAGAGCUCAAUCCGUGUGCUACUGGAGGGAGAGCGUCUCCUCUAUCCGUGUGCUACUGGAGGGAGAGCGUCUCCUUUGUGAGGCAGUCUUAGAGGACGCCCCAGAGCUCGAUGCGGGCGGCGUCUAUCGGCAGCUUCUGUCGGCGUCGCUGUGCGUGGAGGGCUCGGUCGGCAAGCUGGCCGGCACGGCUCGUUCCAUUGCCGGGCUGACGCGGUCCCCUGAGAAAGUCUUUAGCUUCAUGGAGAUGUUCCGAGCGGCGACAGGGCUGAGGGAGCAGGUGAGUGUGAUGGUAGGGAAGGGAAGCAGGGCUGAGGGAGCAGGUGAGGUGCAAUCCGUGCUGAUAGCAGCGGCAGGGGCGGGAGGAGGUUCUCUGUGGCCGCAUUGGCAGGCCCUCCCUGCCCUCCUCGCCUGUGCCGUGCAAUCCGUGCUGAUAGCAGCAGCGGGGGUGGGAGGGGGUUCCCUAUGGCCGCAGUGGCAAGCCCUCCCAGCCCUCCCAGCCCUCCUAGCAUGUGCCGUGCAAUCCGUGCUGAUAGCAGCAGCAGGGGUGGGAGGGGGUUCUUUAUGGCCACAGUGGCAAGCCCUCCCAGCGCUUCUAGCAUGUGCCGUGUUCGAGACAAUAGACGAGCUCAACAGCACACUGAGACACGUGGAUGGACUGACUCCGGCGGCUAUGCCCUCGCCUGUCGCUCCUAAGAAGAAGCUUCUAAGCAGCAGCACGCUGAGGGAUGUGCAUGGGCUCACCCCAGCUGCCAUGCCCUCUCCCCGGCCGCCUCACCCCAGCUGCCAUGCCCUCUCCCCGGCCGCCUCACCCCAGCUGCCAUGCCCUCUCCCCGGCCGCCUCACCCCAGCUGCCAUGCCCUCUCCCCGGCCGCCUCACCCCAGCUGCCAUGCCCUCUCCCCGGCCGCCUCACCCCAGCUGCCAUGCCCUCUCCCCGGCCGCCUCACCCCAGCUGCCAUGCCCUCUCCCCGGCCGCCUCACCCCAGCUGCCAUGCCCUCUCCCCGGCCGCCUCACCCCAGCUGCCACGCCCUCUCCCCGGCCGCCUCACCCCAGCUGCCACGCCCUCUCCCCGGCCGCCUCACCCCAGCUGCCACGCCCUCUCCCCGGCCGCCUCACCCCAGCUGCCACGCCCUCUCCCCGGCAUGAUAAUUUCCUGGAAGGCGCAGGAGGUGAAGAGCCAGAGCGGGGAGGACGUGGACGUGUCGGUACACGCGGUUACCAGCUACGUGGUCAACUACAUAGGGCAGCUGUUGGACAGAACCUCUCGAGCCAACGACUGCGCUGUGCUGGAGGAGAUCUACCGGAGCCACGGGGCUGACCAUUUGAAAGAGUCCAGCAGCAGGCAGCAACUGCUCGCCCCCUUUUCCCUUGUGUCCCUCUCACCACCCUCAGAACUUCCCGUGCCAACUACUGUGCUAACUUCCCGUGCCAACUACUGUGCUGUGCUGGAGGAGAUUUACCAGAGCCACGGAGGGAACACAUUUCAAUCUCCCCUCAUUCCCCCGCUCUUCUUCCACCCAUUCCUCUCCAUACUUCUUAUUCCGUCCCCCAGAACCUCUCGCGCCAACUACUGUGCUGUGUUGGAAGAGAUUUACCAGAGCCAUGGGGCCGACCAUUUGAAAGAGCCCAGCAGUAAUAGCAGCAGCAGCAGCCAGCACCCCGGCCAUGCGCCACAGACGCCCGUGCAGGGAGCUGCAGGGACGCCCAAGGAAGCGGCACCUCUCCAAUACGCUGCUCCUGCUGCUGCUGCUGCUGCUGCUGCUGCUGUUGCCACUCCAGAUGUCCCGUCCAACUUUCCUACUGCCCUAGAGUCUGCUCCUGCUGCCGCUGCCCCUGCUGCUGCCACUGCUGCUGCUGCUGCCGCUGCUGCUGGAACCCCCAAGGAAAAGGCUCGGGAUAGCCAGAAUGCUCUUGGCGGCGGUGGCGGCAGCAGCGGUGGUGGUAGUACUAGUGGUGGGAGGAAGGGCAGGGGGGUGGGUGGGCGGCAGAGGAAGAGGCAGCUGGGGGCGGACAUGGAGGCACUGUUGGAUGCGCUCUAUUUCAACAUGGAGGCACGCGGGAGGACUAUCGCAGAUGGCCCUUUGUCUGCACUGUUUGUUCUCAACAACGCCAACUACAUCGCUUCUUCCAUCUCCUCCGGUCGAAUGCGGGACGCCAUUCGCCACUCAGACCGCCUGGCAGACUACGAGUCCGCCUUUGAGAGAGCAGCACUGUGCAAGACUACGAGUCCGCCUUUGAGAGAGCAGCGCUGUGCAAGGUAUGUAGGGGAGUGUGCUGCUUUGAGAAGGCAGGUCUGCGAUUGUUCUCCCCCCCUCCGCCACUCAGACCGCCUGGUAGACUACGAGUCCGCCUUUGAGAGAGCAGCGCUGUGCAAGCUGCUGGCGUGCUUGGAGCCAUUGGAAGUGAGUGCCAAGAUGAGUGGGGACGGCGUGAAGCAGCGUCAAAUUUGGCUGUAUGCAUGCAAGAAUGUCAUUGUCUCCCCAUCCACCUCGCUCAUCCAUCCUCUCGCCCAUCUUUCCGAAUCCCCAUCCACCUUCCGGCUCCCCAAACCCCGGGGUUUGAAGCGGUUCAAUGCGGUGUUUGAUGAGGAGGUGGCACUGGAGCAGCGGCUGCGGCUCGAACUGUUAUGCUUGCAUGCCCCUAUCGAUGCCUCGCUUCAUAACCACAUAUACGCAUGCUCCACCAUCCCGUGCAGUUUGAAGCGGUUCAAUGCGGUGUUUGAGGAGGUGGCACUGGAGCAGCGGCGGUGGCUCGUGCUCAGCGACAGCUGUCGCAAGGCCAUGCGCGUGCGGUUCGCCAAGGUCAUCAAGGGAUCCUAUAUGGACUUCCUCACUCCCCACAGAUCCCCCGGUUCCCCCGGUCCGCUUCUUCCGCGCGCCAUGUCUUCCGCCAAGGCCGCUGGAUCUCUGCUCCGCUUCAUCCCGCCGUCGUACCUUCCGCAGCGGAUGGAUGUACGGAGCGCCGUUACAUGGGGAACGACAGGAGUCGUCGGCGCGCUGUGGCUGAUUCAGCCGGAGGACGACGAAGCACUGACAGGUCAGCCUGCGGCUCUUCCCGAUGACAUAGAAGUUGCAGACGCUUCCAGCGGCGCAGUCGGCGGCGGAAGCGGCGGAGGCGGCGGGAUAGGCGGAGACGGCGCAGACACGUAUUCGGACGAUUGGGAGGAUCCGCUUCCCGGCGACCACCCUAACGGGGAUGACACGAUAGUAGACACGUCAGAUGACGUCGAAGCGGACGUUCCGCCGGGAAAUGCGGCGAGCCGUGGCGUUAUUCCGGGUAACCGCAAACCAGGCGAUUUGGUGCCGGGGGAAGAGGAAGGGGAGGCGGAGGGGGGAGCGGGGAGGGGAGUGAAGGGGGGAGCGGAGAUGGGAGUGAGGGCGCAAGCGGAGGGGGAAGCGGAAGGGGGGGGAGCGGAGGAGUGGGAGGUGCAAGAAGAAGCGGCGGAGGAGGAGCCGGAAAACCCGUGGAUUGAAAACGGGAGGGGGGAAGGCUCUUCCGCCGCUGUGGCGCAAGCGCAGGACUACCAGCCGGGCGGGGAGGAUGGAUUUGCGAAAGGGCUGAGCGGAAAGGCGGAGGCGCAAGCGCAGGACGAUCAGACGGGCGGGGGAAAUGGUUUUGCGGAAGGGCAGAACGGAAAGGAGGAGGCGAAAGAGGAGCCGAGCAGCGAUUGGCCGGCGGGGGAAGCGGGGGAAAGCGCGGAACAGGAGGUCGGGGACGAGAGUGAGAGUGGCACUGCGACUAUCCAGGAAGCUGAUAACGGGUAUGGCGACACGGGCGGGACGUAUGAGCGGAAUGUGCCGGCGCAGGGGGGUGGGGGCGCGGAACAGCCCGCGCAAGGGGAGGCCUGGACCUUCGAGGAGGAUCAACCAGGGCAAGGCGGGCGGGAGCAAGGGGGGGCGAUGGGGGGACAGGUGGGGGGGGGAGAGCCCGGGGAAGGGGAAGGGGAAGGAGGAGCGGGAGAUGAGAGGGGGGACAAUAGCGAUUACUUUUUUCACGGGCAGGACCCAGAUGAGGAGGAAUGGCAGAAGCGGAAGCACAACUGGCAAAAUGCGGGUCCAAAUAGUGACUCUAACGACCCUAACGCUGCUGAUGACGCUAACGGGCCUAGUGACUAUAACGAAGCAGAGCAGACACAAACUUCUGGGAACCCCGCGGAUGCUAACCCUAAUGAUGGGAAUCCCGAUGACGAGCUGUUUUCUGACAACAAUCCGUCUAGUUCUGACGAAGCAUUUCCUGACAGCAGCAAUCCCGCCGCUCAGGACGCUGCUGCAGUUAAGACGGCAGACUCAGCUACCACUGGAUCAGGCUCGGAAGGAUCCGAACCUGCAGCUCUGGCGAGUAACAGUUACUCUGAAGGUUACCAGAAGAUGGCUGGCGGGCAGAUCAGCGCGGAGGGCAUCUUAGGGAUCGUGCUGGGAGUGACUCUGGGUGCUGGCCUAUGUCUUCUGGUAGUCUGUGUGUGCUGGGUGCGGCAACGGAACAUCAACCGGGCCAAAGAGUCUGAAGCCAUGACAGAAUACGUUGAUGACAGCAGCGAGGAAGAGGAUGAGGAGGGGUUGGAGGAAGCAGCAGACACAGCGCUCAUGGGAGGGAUAGUGGGAGCACACAGAGCCCUGGAUAUUGAGGCACAACAGGCAUUGAAGUCCUCCAAGCAUUGA
Messenger RNA from Closterium sp. NIES-65, 6522 nucleotides. The record is from the annotation of a GenBank genome assembly. Lineage: Eukaryota; Viridiplantae; Streptophyta; Zygnematophyceae; Desmidiales; Closteriaceae.